This is a messenger RNA of Columba livia (rock pigeon), 6122 nucleotides long. It is a transcript of the gene C22H6orf132, whose product is annotated as chromosome 22 C6orf132 homolog. Bases 111 to 3437 code for a protein of 1108 amino acids. The transcript has 5 exons. The record is from RefSeq and is a predicted model, not a curated record. Lineage: Eukaryota; Metazoa; Chordata; Aves; Columbiformes; Columbidae.
CCCGGCCCGGCCCCCCCCCGCCCCGCAGCCGCUUGUGGCAGCGGCCCCGGCCCCGUGCCCGCCCGGCGCGGCGGGGAUGCCCGGCUGGGAGCGCGGCGGGCAGCGCCAGGAUGAAGAAGCAUCACUCGGUCCAAGGCACCUUCAGCCGCCUCUUCGGGAAGCGCCAGCCCAGCCCCCCCGCCGCUUCCCUCUUCGCCACCAACCCCCCCUGGAUCUUCACGCAGGAGGUGACAUCGGACAGCGCGGGUGGCACCGGUGAUGUGAUUGAAGUGUAUUAUGGUGACAAUCGCUUUGGGACGGUGAGCGACUCUGGCACAGCAACACUUAAACCUCGUCCAAGAGUCCGGCCGCUCCUGACUUUCCUACCCCUUAAUGCCCAAGAAUCCCAUGGGGUGGCUGUGCCAACGCCGUCGGUGCCAGAAGACUUUGGGGAAAAAGCAGCUCUUGGCUCUGGCUCCCAGAUCAAUGGGAACCACCGAAUGUACAGUUCGGUGGGGGACCUGCGCCCACAGGCUCUUGAGGGGGAUGAGCUGGAUGAAGACAUCCCUCCGCCACCGUCGGUGCCCCCACCACCCCCUCCAACAGCACCGGCACCCGCGCCACCACCUCCAGCCUCACCGGUCCCACCGCCACCUGAAAUUCUGCCUCCACCGCCACCCCCUGAGAUGGUGCCACCACCUCCUCCCGUGGCACCUCCACCACCUCCAGCCUCUGCCCUGUCCUCUCCCAGCACACCAACUCCUCCAGACUUCAUCCCACCGGCUCCACCAGGUGCCACACCGCUCAGCCGGGCCCCGGCACCCUUCACCACCGGCAUCUCCAAGUGGAAGUCCGAGACGGUGCUGAACACAAGGCAGGCGGAUGCUGAGGGGCCGCUCUGCCCUGCCGAGGCUGGGGUGCCGGCUGCCCCUGGUCCAAAGGAGAGUCUGCAAGCCAAGCACUGCCCAGAGCCCCACCUCACCUUCCCCAGGUCCUUCAAGGUGCCUCCACCAGCCCCGGCGCGGUCGUCCUCCAUCCCGGUGCAGGACAGCCAGCCGGUCCAUCAGGAGCCCUUCCCCAGGCAGCCGCACGCCCGGCCGCCCCUGCCGCCCUGCUUCACCAUAAGACCCGCGGCCAAGGCUCACGCAGUGGGGGAAGCUGAGCAAAGAAAUUCCCCUCUGAGACAGGCUGUUGGGAAGCUGGCCGGGCCAGCCCCGGCACCGCUGAGCCCCAAACCUGGUACAGUGCUCAGCCAAGGGACAGAUCCUGCCGGUCGCCGGUCCCCACUUCCAGCGGCCGAGCCGCAGAAGGUUCCUCAGCCAAAAACAGCCAAGGGAGACUCUCCUCCAAAAUCUGAAUAUCUCACUGCGAACGACCUGGAGCUCCCUCCUCCAGACUACCCGACCUGCGAGGAUGACUGGAGGGAUUCCAGCAACCUGGACAGGCUGCGGCAUGAGCUCUCAGCGCUCCUGCGCUCCCCACGGAGGGAAGAGAAGCCAUUGGAGAAGCCACCAGAGAAGCCAGCUGCUCCGCAGCCUGUGGACAGUGGUACCAACCAUGCCAGCAGCCUUAAGCCCAGUCUUAACGGGCCCCAACUCACUGCACCUGCUGGGAAGGACACAGGGUUAACCAUGGGAGGGGAGAGUGAGAAGAAAGGGGUGCCCAGUGGGCCCCCUGGUGCCAAAGCAGGCUCUCCCAGUGUGGCGGUCCCCGCUCCGGCGAGCAGCCCUGCCACGCAGACCAGCAGCGUGAUGAAAAUCAGGAAUGAGCUGGAGGCUGUGCUGUCCCUGAAGAAAGAAGGGAAACCUGCCCUGGGGCUCGGCAGCCAGAAGCAGAGCACAGAGGAUGGUGGCAGCACCCCAUCUGUGAGGAAGAGCCCCCCUGACCUGAGAAAGAGCCCCCCUGCCCCAGGUGACUCGGUGCUGCCAAAACCAGCCCCAAGCCCACUCCCAGCACCAACGGCUGCAGUGAAGAAGGAUGAGACUGGGCAUGAGGACCAUCCUGCUCCUGCCACUAGCAAAGCCACAGAGAACUUGCCUCCUGCUCCCAUGUCCUUCGACCGCAGCGUGAGCCCCCCAGACCCACCCCAGGAAUCAGUGGAACAGCCCCCUGCUCCCACCUCCCCCUCACCCCCCGUUUCUCCAGCACAGAGCCCAGCACCACAGCCCGAUGCGGCCGUCUUCCAGUACAAAGUGCACCGGGCUGGGGCCAGCUCGGCUGAACCCCCCUGCUCCUCGAGCUCAGCUGAACCCCCCUGCCCCUCAAGCUCGGCCGGGAGCCUGCCGAGCACCCCUGGAGCGGGGCAGGAGGAGGUGCUGAUCCACCCGGUGACGGGUGAGCAGGUGGAGCGGGGCUCCCCCAUGGCGCUGCUCCUGGCAGCCCGGCAGCGUGCCCAGCGGGGCCGGCAGGCUGGGGAGGUGGGAGCCGUGCCACGGGUGAAGCCGCUCCUCAAACUGGGCAGCGCUUCGUCGGACACCACCCCCACCAGCUUCUACCGCCACGAGUCCAAGCCCUACUCCUUCACCGUGGUGCCCCGGCCGCCCGGGACGGGAUGGAGCAAACCUCCGUCCUUCUCCAGCUCCUCGGACCAGGGCCGGGACAUGCGGGCAGUGGGCAAGGUGGAGCCACCGAGCCCUCCCGGGCACCGCCGGGCUGCUGCCUCCAGCCUAUUGCGGGGUCUCCUUGAGUCUGGGCACAACCAGCCUGGCUUGUCCUGCCAUGGUGUGUCCAGGGAGGAGGAGGAGAAUGGGGAGACAGCGCUGGACUACGGGAUAAUCCCCCCACCCCCUGAAUUCAGCAACGAGGCGGAUGAAGCUGAGGGUCCCCUCCCCAGUCGGGAGGAGAACCAAAAGUGCCCCAGCUUCCCUGACUGUAGCCGGGGCUCGGAGGCACCGCGGUACUUCAGGUGGCCGGGCUACGGCCGUGGCUACGGGGGCAACCACGAGCCGCUGGCCUCGCUGCCCUCGGAGAAGAGCAGGAGGAAUGGUGACUUCACCCCGCAGUACCCAGAUUACAGCAGCUCUGCCGGCUACUUCAGCCGCUACCCAAACCCUCGCCCGCUGAUCAAGAAGCGCCUGUAUGUCUCUGAGCCUGACAGCUCCUACCCCCGGGCAGCCGCAGCGCCCCGGGCCACGGGCACCCUCUCUUCCUAUGGCCCUGGGGGAUACAGCUCCCAAGGUGGGGAGGGGGCCCGCCGCCUCGGCUCCGCGCACAGGAACGGCCCCGCGACCACGCAGGGCCGGCGGACGUCCAUCGACGCUGCUGGGAAAGCCGUGCCGUACGGCAGCGCCGAUGCCAAGUACAAGGGCCAGAACGGGGAUUUCUCGCCCGCUGGUGCAGCGGCAGCCAGCAGGCCUGUCCACGGCAGCUCACAGCACAGCGGACCCACCAACACCUUCACAGUGAGACCUGGGGCACGGCAGCCCAUCUCCUACGCCUACCAGAGCGGCCACCGGUAAGCUGGUCCGCAGGGCUGCUCCAGCGCCUUCAUCCGGCCGGGAAGGGACGAGGAGGCGCCCAGGCAGGUCAUAUCCUUCUCCUGGGCACCAGGGAUGGUCCCAACCCAGCCAGCAAACGCACUGCUCGAAACUGCCGAUGGAGAAGGUGGGGAGCGAACCCAGGACUUGGAUUCUUCUCAAAAGACUUAUGGAGAGUAGUUACUGCAGAGGACUGGCUGCUGUCUUGUUAUGUGAGCAAACAUGGGUUUCCUUCUCCUAUUUCUCCCCCCUCUGUAUUAUUUCCAAAGCUGCAGCCUGGUAAGUCUUCUAAGAAAGCCAAAAAGCACCCUUAGUUCUCUUUAAAGAGCAUCACCACUGGAGAGGUUGUUUUCAGUUUGUUAUUUGGUUUGGUUUUUUCGUUUGUUUUUCAGUUGGUUUAAAUCCAACAUGCUCAGGAACAGGGAGGAACCAACUGGGAGAUGCACAUAAUGGCAGCAAGCCAGGGUAGAGCGAAAUGUAGGGGAAUUAAAAUGAGAACGUGGGGCCAAUGGGAUAGAAAUAAGAGUUUAGAGUGUUGAGAUCCUGACCUCUUCUGUCCCCACCUCCUUCAACAGCCUUGAGCAAAUCAAUUAUGCUGAUGCCUUAAGAACAGCUCCUGGUUCUCAGUGCCUGUCCUGUUGAGCCCCUUCGCCAGGGAGCGGCUGCUGGAUUUUGUAUUACAGACAAACCAAAGUUUUGAAUAGCUAGCUUCCAGAAAUUAGAAAGAUAUCAUUAUCCUCACAGGUGAACUUGCUGAAAAAUCACUGUAAGAUAAGUGUAAAAACUUGUAGAGAAUGUUUUCUAAUCGCUGACAAGCUAAAAGCACUUUGAGACAUUAGUCUACUCUCAUGGAAAGCACUUUCUAUUUUCAAUACUACACCAUAUCAUUAGUUCCACUCCAGUGUGUCCUGCAUUGCACGCACGGGUCUGUGUGCACAUAAGCAGAUUUUGCUCCGCAAUUCAACUCAAAAUUCAGUAAUAAACUUUCCUUCACGGUGGAAUUUUCAAAGGAGUUAUCUUAAUGUCAUGUCUUUGACGUUCUACAUAUUAUGUUAUUUACAACUUUACCUAAUAAUUUAACAGCUGUUUCAAAUAUUGCAGCAACUUCAAAGUAUUCUGAACUUUACUUUGCUGUGAAUCAGAUGAAAACGCAAAUACUGCAAUUGGUUUAAUAGCUAAUUCAACUGGCAUUUUUAUGCCAUUAAGUUGCAGUGACUUGGAGGGUUUCCAGACACACUCACCCCAGCCAGUAUUGAUAGAACAUGUUGCAAAUACCUGGGUGUUGGCUUUUUAAAAUAAGCUGAUGGAGAAAUGUGGCCAUGGAGUAACUGUCUGGGUAUUUCAGUGUGCCGGUGUCAUGCAGAAUAGCUCCCCCCUUAAAAUAUCAAGUUACUCCAUGCGAGGACCAUCUUGAGGAUUCUUAUUUAUCAAGGGAAGCUGCGAUACUGUUUGAGUGGCUUCAGGGCCAUGUUUUAGUGUCGGGAGAAGUUUCCCCAGUUUAACUCAAAAACAAAGAAGGCUCCCUGAUAAUAUUGCAACCUAAUUGUUUUUUUCUUCCUAAUACCUUUUUUUCGAACCAAUAAGUCACAGCAGUUUGAAAUUUAAAGGCUUUUUGGAAGACUUUGGCCUUCAAGAUUCACUUUGCCCAGCAAUGGGUGUAUGCGUGCGGUUUCCUGCCCGAGAAUUCUUCUAAAUCUGAGCGUGUCCUCAGUGCAAGUUUAUUUUUGAGCAAAAUGUGAAACUCCAACGGUGCCACUUGCUUUGAAUUUCACAUUUGCUGUUUCACCCAGACAUGCAAUUCAUAUGUAGUUGGAAUAUGGUGUUAUAUAGCGUGGAGUGCCUUGUUCCUAGCAGACGUGUAUUUGUUUAUAUUAACUAUUAGAAGCGUGAUAAUGUAAGUCAGUUUUAUGAAAUAGCCAUUAUUCAUUUGGAGAACACCCAUUCUGGGAAUGCAGAGUGGACUACGCUGUAACUAAAUCAGGUCGGGCUCUGCUCACAGUUGUAAAACUGGAUAGCGUGGAUGUUUUAAGCAGCGGAACGAUUCUAUUCUGCCAACACUUUGGGCUAUCCCUGCUUAUUUUGAACAAAUUGAGCAGAGUUCUAGUAUUUCAGUAACAACUAGACAUUUAUACCGGGGCCACUGGGAUCUGUGUGACAAAGAAAGCACUGUGAGAGCUUUUGGCAGCCAAAGCACUUAGGGAGAAAAUUCAAACUGUAAUGGAGAGCGAGGGCUGCAGGGAUGGGGCAAAGCUCCCUCUCCCUUGGGCAGGUGACUUUGUCGGGACAGCACAUAGAAACUCCGCUCCCGUUCCUGUUUCUGCUCCUCCCCAGCUCGGUUUGACUGUAUAAAUUUAGCAAUAGAAGAGGAAGAAACCGAGAGGUAGCAAAGGAGCAAAGCAGCCAACCUUCUAGCCCGGUCUUAGCACUGAAAGCAAUCUUGAAGCCUGACAAGGGAAUUCUUCCCGCUUUACCCUCCUCUAGCACAGUUUGGUCCUUCAAGUCUUGAUACAACUUAAAUUAUCCCUACAGCUGCCUCUUCCUCAAAGCACCUGCUGAUGUAGUAUAACUGAUAGCCAUACUUGUAAAGUGUUGAACAAAAUCUCUUAUUUAUGAGUGCCAUUCAAUACCAACCUUCUUGCAUUAAAUAUGUCUGGACAUAUUCUUUUA